AUGGCUGCGCUCUCGGUUUCAGCCGAUAUAAGUCGGGCUGGAUCUAGCCAGAGUAUUUCUCGCUCCGGGUCAGAUACCCUGACACUGGACCCGGUGAUGUGCGAAACUAUGUUCGAUCCUAUGUACUCCCUCGCCCCGGUCUCGUCGUCCGUAUCUGCAGCUGGGAUGGUUCAAAAUGUCCCGUUAAUUAGCCCGCUGGAGGGUACUAAUCCGUUUGAUUUCCCACUGGAUCCAGCGCUGACACUGGAUGACGGAGGUUUGGAAUAUCUGGAUGAUAUGGAUUUGACCGAGGGAUUGACAGACGAGGUUUUCCAUGUGGAGGAUUGGUCCAGGUAUAUGUGGUCGCCAGAGACUGGAUUCGAGCAUUUGGACACAGGCUAUCCUGCUGUGACCCAAUAA
This is a messenger RNA of Penicillium brasilianum, 399 nucleotides long. The record is from the annotation of a GenBank genome assembly. NCBI's taxonomy places the organism in Eukaryota, Fungi, Ascomycota, Eurotiomycetes, Eurotiales, Aspergillaceae.